Molecule: messenger RNA, 2189 nt
Organism: Alosa alosa (allis shad)
Lineage: Eukaryota; Metazoa; Chordata; Actinopteri; Clupeiformes; Clupeidae
Gene: dnaaf4
Product: dynein axonemal assembly factor 4
Exons: 9
Coding region: 80-1318 (412 amino acids)
Biological process (GO): inner dynein arm assembly; heart development; cilium movement
Molecular function (GO): nuclear estrogen receptor binding
Source: RefSeq, a predicted model, not a curated record
CCCUCCCAGGCAACAACCACUGUUGUAGCAACAGAGUUGAAACUUGUGAGAAAUUAACAUCACUUUCAUUUAGGUAAGAAUGCCAUUAAUGGUCAAAGAUUAUUCAUGGACUCAAACGGAGUCGAAAGUGUACAUUAGUGUUCCUUUAAAGGGGAUGAAUGCUAAACAUGUUGACAUUUUUGCAACGGAUGAAUAUUUAAAGGUACAUUUCCCUCCCUUUUUAUUUGAGGCAUUCCUAUUUGCACCUGUGGAUGAUGAUAAAAGUAUUGCAAAGAUUGGAAACGGAGUGGCUGUUUUUACAUUACAAAAACAGAAAGAGGAACUCUGGAAUCAACUUAUCACCUACAAUGAGGACAGAGAGAAACAGAAAGAAAUCAGGCAAAAAGCAAUUCUUAAAGCCCAGGAAAAAGCAGCUGCUGACUCAAAAGCUAAAGCAGCACAGAAGCAGGAGGAGAGCAAAUUUGCUCUACAAACUAUGAUGAAGCUUGAGGAAGAGGAGAGAGCAAAAAUUCAGAAAAUAAAGAAUGACGAGUGUAAGAAGGCUGUAAAUGAGUUAGAAACCUGGAAACUGGAGCACAAAUCAAAGGAAGAGAAGGCUAUCCAGCCACAACGACAAAGUAUCCAAUCAGUGAGAAACACUGAAAUUAGCAAAGUUGAAAAGUUAUCUGUCCCCUUGUCCUCAGGAAGAGUUGGCGUUAUACCUCAGCUAGGUAAUAAAAAUGUCCCCAAAACUGAAAAUGUUAAUUUGCCGGGUCCAAGGUCUUGUGGCAAUAUUAAAGUAAAUUUCACACCAAGAGUCUUUCCCACUGCAUUGCGAGAAUCCAGAGUUCCUGAAGAGGAGGAGUGGCUCAAAAAGCAAGCUGAAGCCAGGCGUGUAGUGGCUGCAGAUUUGGCAGAGCUUGAUGACCUCAAGCCAGAGGAGAGGAAUCCUGACUGGUUGAAGGAGAAAGGGGACAAAUUCUUUGUUGCUGGGAAUUACCAGGCCGCCCUCAAUGCGUACAACCUCGCUUUGAAGCUCAACAGAAAACUUCCUUCACUGUACUCUAACCGUGCUGCAUGUCAUCUCAAGCUAAGGAAUCUUCACAAAGCUAUUGAAGACUCCUCUCAAGCACUGGAGUUACUAACCCCACCAGUUGCUGACAAUGCAGCUGCCAGGUUGAAGGCUCAUGUAAGAAGAGGCACUGCAUUUUGUGAGCUUGAGCUAUAUGUUGAAGGUCUGCAGGACUAUCAUGCUGCUCUGAAAAUUGACCCUGACAAUCAAAAACUACAAGAAGACACUCAAAAAAUUAGAGACAUCAUUCAAGGGGCCUUAGGCUAAACCCUACUUGAAUGAAGCAGUGGGUGACAGUGUUUGAUUUGAAAUGUAUCAAGUAAAUGCCUGUUGUUGAAUGUUUGCUACGAAGAAAGGGACAUGAUGUACAUGUGUAAAUAAAACUAAAUGUAGAAUUUUUAUAACAUAAGGUUAAAUAUACUGGCAACAUCCCUUUCUUAUAUACUUUAUAUAUACCAAUAGUUUAAUCACAUCAUGAUGUGACAAGUGUCAGAUGAACAUGUAAUACAUACUUAAAUAAUGAAUGAAUAAUACACACGAUUUUGCUCACGACUUUGCUUUCAUCUUCCAUCUUUAUUGAGAAAGGAUUAUGCUCAAACAUAACCUACAUUGUCAUCAUGCUAGUUUACAAUGUGUUGUAGGACAUCCAGUGUAGUAACUGUUUUUUAACUAGAACUGUCCUAGAGUUCAACUGUCAAACUGCCAGCUACAGUUACACCUUGCUUCUGUCCAAGCUAGUAUUGAAGGAAUUGUCACGGUACAUUCCACACGUUCCCAGGUGUUCUGAGAAUUUCUGUGAUAAAGGGUGGUAGGUGCAGGGUGAAGAUUCGAAUGUAGGAGGGUUGUGUCCAUAAUCAGAGGAUGUUCUCUUGUAAAAAGGACUAGCGGUGGCUUUGUUUGUGUCUUGAGAUGGCAUCUGAGAAACUGGAUUCAUCAUACAGGAAAACACAGGGUUCCCAGGGUUGACACAGUGUGCGCUAUUUCUGUUUCCUUCAGACAUUGUGGAGUGGAUAGAUGGAUGUAAUCUAUAGAUGAAGGACAGAUUAUUUGAUUAUACGCAACAUCUAUUAUCAAGAGCUCAUUUAUUCUGUCAAUGUUAAGGUGUGAAUUAGCCUACAAUAAACUCUGGCAAACCUGA